ACAAAAAACCCCGUAGACGAGUCGUUUCGACGGUGGGAACCGGACUUCGCUGCCUCCUAGGCUGCCAUCGCGAAGGACGCCCUCGCGCCCCAGAAUCUGCGAGCUGACUGGCGGGUGGUGUCGUCACUCACAGUGACGUGAUGGCGGAGGAAAGAGGUGGAGCCAUAGAGACUUGGCUUCUGGCCCUUCUAGCUAGGGGAGCCGGGGGAGGAGGGGCAUUGGGAAGGCACUGGAGGACUGAGGCAGCCGUUCCGGGAGCCGGCCGAGCACCCUGCGCCCCGAUGCUCCUCGCCUUCCUUCCAUAAACUCGGACCGCCAAAGCUCGUGGUCCCACUGCCUGCACCAUCCCCUUUCCAAAAAAACAAAGAUCCCCCCCACCAGACCCUACCACAGCAAACACAGCCCACCAACGCACAAGGCGCACAAAAGCCAUCUACUGGGGAAGCCGAGGGCGCCUUUUGCCCCCGUGUCACCGAGAAUCAGAGGCAAAGGAGACGACAUGCGCUUGGUCUGGGUCCAGAUGUUCUGGAGUAUCAUUUGAAUUCUUGUUCAAGACGUCAGCUCUAUGGUUGAGGUUUCCGACCAGGAGGGACUGGAACUCCUUUCCCAGCUGCAGGAAAACAGUUGACAGUGUCCAUAUGUUGAUUCAUUGAGAGAAAUAUAAAUAUGGCCUUCUACAGUUAUAAAACAGUCUUAGCUAUUGCCCGGACAAGAUUCCCUAGCCAUUUUGUCCAGCCUACCAGUUCUUCUUACUCCCCAUCAUUUGCAUUUCUUCACUUGCUAGAUUCCCAUUCAAACAAAACCUAUAUGAAGAACUAUGGAAGCAGAAAGUACUCCUAUCCAAGUCAAUCAGGCAAUAAAGUACUUCAUUUACGAGCCAAAAUCUUCCAAGAGCUGCACACAUCGACUUGCUGGUCGAAGGAUGUCCCCAGUAAACAUCAGCAGGAGCAAACAGCAAAGAAGCCUCAGGUGCCAAGCCCUCAGCCCAUGAAAGAAGCAGGCGUGACGAUUAAGGAAGGAAAGCGAUCUUAUAGACAGAUAAUUAUGGAUGAACUGAAAUAUUAUUACAAUGGAUUCUAUUUGCUUUGGAUUGACACAAAAGUUGCUGCCAGGAUGGUUUGGAGGCUGUUGCAUGGACAGGUGCUGACCAGACGAGAGAGAAGAAGGCUGCUGAGAACCUGUGCUGAUUUCUUCCGCCUGGUUCCGUUCAUGGUGUUCAUCAUCGUCCCCUUCAUGGAAUUCUUAUUGCCAGUGUUCCUGAAACUUUUCCCAGACAUGUUGCCAUCAACUUUUGAAAGUGAAUCCAAAAAGGAAGAAAAACAGAGAAAGAAAAUGGCUGCAAAGUUGGAACUAGCAAAAUUCCUUCAAGAAACGAUUACAGAAAUGGCAAAGAGGAACAGGGCCCAGCUGGGGGACGCCUCAACCCAGUUCUCCUCCUACGUCAAACAGGUCCAGACAGGCCACAAGCCCAGCACCAAGGAGAUAGUUCAAUUUUCCAAACUCUUUGAGGAUCAGCUGACCCUGGAGCACCUCGACCGACCUCAGCUGGUGGCCCUUUGCAAACUGCUGGAACUGCAGUCCUUUGGAACCAACAAUCUGCUUCGCUUCCAGCUACUGAUGAGGCUGAAGUCUAUAAAAGCAGAUGAUGAGGUAAUUGCCAAGGAAGGGGUGAAUGCCCUGAGUGUGUCGGAGCUCCAAGCCGCCUGCAGGGCCCGAGGGAUGCUGUCACUGGGUCUCACUGAGGGGCAGCUGAGACAGCAGCUCACAGAGUGGCAGGACCUCCACCUGAAGGAGAAUGUCCCGCCUUCUCUUUUGCUGCUGUCCCGGACCUUCUACUUGAUAGAUAUGAAGCCGAAGCCCAUUGAGAUACCGCUCAGUGGGGAGGCGCCAAAGGCAGAUAUUCCCCUGGGAUCACCCACUCCCCCUGAAUCUAAAGAGAACACUGCCGGUUUAGCACCUCAACUGAAGGGAACUAAGGCAAAAUCAGAAAAGACAACCCAGAACAGCAAGGCUAGCUCGAAUGGAGCAUAAGGACUCAUGAAGGAUGGCGCUCACUCUCUCUGGCUUGCUGCCCUCAGCAGUGGCAUCCUUGAAGGACGUCCCUGAGAUAGAAGAUCAGUCAUUUAGCCCUCAGGGUGGUCUUUUGAGGCCUUGUAACCGUCCAGAUGACGUCAGUGUUAAGACCACUGACGGAUUACUUGGAAAACUAUUUAAUUGCAAAGCCCGUGUUCUCUGUAGCAUUAGGUCAUCCCACGGGACCUUGUGUAAGGCCCACCUGUCAUAUUAUUUUUGAGCAACUUCACGUUCUUUUAAGAGAGGAAACUUUUUUGCACGAAGGAAUCAGCCUGAUGCCUUAAGACACCUCGUCUCCUCUAGCUCGGUAGCCCGGGUAGGAACUAGGGAAACGUCAAAGCCAGUCAUUGCGAGCGUCGCACAGCCACUCUCACGCUCUCAGUGCCUGUACAACUUUUUCAGACUGAGCACACACACACACAUCAGUAGGAACAGUGCCCUGGAAACAAAGUACCUUUGGAGACAGGAUGGAUGUAAGUCCCUGGUUAGGUCUUCCCGGAUCUAAAGAAGAAAAAGCUUCUUGGAGAAGAAGAUGGGGAGUUCAACAGACUGGCAAUCAGAGACUUGGCGGCCCCCCUCGGGCCGGCAGAGGCUGCAGGGAUCUGGGAGGCCGCCACUCCUCCAGCACAUAUGGCUUCCAUUAACCUCCAUCUUGCUAGGAAACAUAAUUAAGGGCUUAAGACCGAACCAUUUGUUUGUGCUGGGUGUGUGUGUUUUUCUGGUCUGUUUGUCUUUCACAAACAAGACUAUCUGUUAGUCACAGGGGUUGUUAAGAGUCUGAUACAAUCCCAAUACUACCCAGGAACAGGUAUUAUGUUCAGAUAUUUAUGUUGGCUAUCUUCAGUGUUGUCCAUACUGAAAAACCUUAAUAAUAAAUUGAUCACCAUGCAGCUGACCACCAGCCUUCUUCCCUUGGGGAGUACUUAGAAAGGAAGAGGUGUUUCAGCUGCAGAAAUUAGAUUUCUAUACUUGCUGUGGAAUUGAAGGCAGUUAGAUGGUUAUCCAUGGAAGCAAGGAAAACUCAAAUCAGCCUGUCUGGGGUCAUCUAAAAGAGGAAUGUUACCAGCACUUGACAGCAAGGAAAUGAACUUUAAAACCUUCCCUAAACCUCCCCUCCGCCAGAGGACAAGCCUCCUCAUGUCCUGUCCUGCUGAGGAGCUCCGUGCCAUUGGCCUCGGAAGGUGAUUCACAGUAAAUUUUCCCAUUUUUAAAAUGAUGAGUGUUUAAUUAGUUCAUAUUUCAAGGGUUUGCAUGUGAGAAAGGGAUUAGCUCGUUCAUUUGCGCAACCCUGUUGCAGCUGGGUGCCUCGUGGGUGCUGUGGGGCCGCUCUACAGCUCUUUCUGGCUUUCCCCGUGAGCAGAGUGGGAAAGGGGCCUUGGUCACCUCGGACCUCAGCUGGACUUCACCCAUGUUUGCUUCAUAAAUAGGCAUCUGAGACCCUCGAUACACCUCUCUUCCCCUUCUUCUGAUAGUUGCUCAGAGAGCUCACUUCACUGGUGGGUCCCAUGAUGGUUAUAGGUGCAGCCCACUGCUGAGACUGAGCUAGUGGUGUUCUGAUAAAUGAUUAACACACGGUCCAGUGGUUAGAACUCUCUGCCUCCACUCCAGGGAGCUUGGGUUCGAUCCCCGGUUGGGAUCUAAGAUCCCACAUGCUGUGUGGCGUGGUUUCAAGACAAAAAAAAUUAACAGCCAACUCUGGGGUGUGGUUGGGAGGGAGCCCUGACUUGUAGCCUUGCAAAGCUGUGAUGUAAAUACUCCCACACAGCUAGUCUUCAAGCUAUCAAUAGGUCACCGAACAACAGUUGGGGAGAGAUGGAUAUGGUCAGCUUGAAACACCACACUUAAUUGACCCCCGACCUCUCGUAGGAACAAGAAACACUUAAACCUCUAGUUGGUGCAGGCUGCAAACGUUAUCAUUUCCACGCACCAGGACAGACAUCUGGGAGGCAGUGUAGCAUAAAUGGCCCUAAAUUCUGUUAAGUGCCAACCUGGAGAGAACUUGCCCCAACACUCAGGUCCCCACGCAUCUGGCUCCCAACAGCUGAGGGAGUGGAAGCCUAUCUCCUUGCCCUGCCCUCUGCUCUUCCCCACAGCAUCUACUGUGGCUGCACCAGCUGCUAAUAAUCUCACCGAGUAUAAUUUUAGGCAUUUUCUAACGCCCAGCCCCGGUGGUGAUGUCAGACUUGGCCCAUCUCACACCCUGGGAAUUCUGCUUCAACAGAAAGGUGUUGGUGGCUUGGCACGUAUGGACCUGCACCUGUGCCGUGUCUAAUUCUGUUUCAGUCACUACAGGUCACAACGGUGAUAUCAAGUAAAUGCUCUAUAGUGUUAAAACCUAAAGAUCUCCUUGUCACAACCAGUGCACACCGGUAGGUAAGGUCAGGCUAAAGGAACUUGAACGCUGAUCGACACCUUCCUUUUGCCCAGGAUUCUGGCCCGCUGGCUCCCCCCAGUGGUGGCUGCGAGAAACACAGCGACUUCAUUGUCAUGGAGAUAGAUUUCCUUCAGCCGUGGUUCAAUCUUACUUACCUGAGAUCAAUAUAGUACAUUAGCGGUGCCGGGGGACCUGUGACCCCCGGCCUGUGGCAAUUAGAAAGGGCGGGAAGGUGGUAUCGAUCAAUGCUCUGGCCCUCAUCUUUUAACCCUCAGGAAACCAGACAGACUCAGUGUCUUGACAGCAUGACAGCUUCAUUAGAUAAACUGGAUCUCUCCUCAGGAGACCCAAUCUGGUCAUCUAAGUAAAAUGGCCAUUUCAUUUUCUCUCAGGUCAAUUUCACUAUCUUUGAUUUGACAGCUCAGUCUCUCGGGAAAUUCAUGGGUUAUUAGAGUAGUAACAGCAAGGACAUCACUGUUACAGCAACAGUGAGCUGUGUCCCACCACCUCUACUGAAGCCAUGUAAAGCCCUUUGUGAAAGAGCGACCAUCCAUUCACACGACCCUGGGCCCACACUAUCAUCAGUAUUUUACAAGGAAAGGCACCACUUCAAGGUGUCCCACAAAUGGUUUUAAGAGCUAAAAUUCAUUUCCUGACUCUGUUCUUCACCAGCGUAUGCCUUCCUUAAACGUGAACACAAAUCAGAAUAUGUUGACAGUCACAUACUCACAGAGCUACCCAGCAGAAGAGAGAACUUUAUAACAGGGGCCAACACUAAAAGGGGCCAAGAAACAGCUCAGAAAGGAAACUUUAGGAGCAACCCCAUUCUUCCAACACAAACUAAACUGGACUUGCUUUUAUACUCAGAAGGGAUCCGGCGAAGAGCAAGCUUUGGGGGCAGAGGCUGCGAACCAACAGCCUGAGUGAGCCCUAAGGUUCCAAGGAGCCAGCACCUACUUGGUGGGGGGAAAGGGAUAACCAGCAGGUGGCAUAGGAAGAGAAUUCCCCAGCAGCCAAAAUGCACACUUUCAUGGAAUGUCUUCCUUUUCCUGAGGGCUGGGGUGGAGUUCCUACGGGAAGAACUGGAGGAGGCCAAGUGCUAGCCCCAGCACAUGUGGUCUGAUCACUCGAAUUCAGAAUGGUGUUGGGGGGGAGGGGUAGGCAUGAUGGACACAGAAUAGCCUGGGAGACAAGAAACCGGAAGCCAGGGUCCUGGGUGUAAAGCUGGUCUUAGGUGACGGCUCCUCCCUGACAAAGCAGCACAGGCAAAACCAUACCCUCACAGAGGAGCAGCCACCCUCCUGGGUCUGAGUGCCUGCUGCCCCCGGUCAAACCAUACGUGGCCUGCAUCUUCAUCACUUCAGCCCCACUCCUGGCUUUUCCCAGCUGGGCCCUCAGCUCCCUGUCUGACUGUCAGACCCCAGAGGGCUCCACAUUUCCACCGAGGAAACGUGUGGUGGAGGGGGCCGUGGGGCCUGACCCUGGGCCCAGUGCCCCCUACCUGCCCACCACGCAGCUGCCUGCCUUCUUUCCCUGCCUUUCCCAAAGCCCAGCAGAGGAAGGCGGGCUGUCCAGAAGCCUCGGAGCAGGACCCAUGGGGAAGAGACCUCGGGACAGAGCCCCAGAGCCCGUCAGCCUCGCUCCUUCAUAGCCGACCUCCUCUCCCGCGUCACACAGCCCGUAUA
Molecule: messenger RNA, 6132 nt
Organism: Dama dama (fallow deer)
Lineage: Eukaryota; Metazoa; Chordata; Mammalia; Artiodactyla; Cervidae
Gene: LETM2
Product: leucine zipper and EF-hand containing transmembrane protein 2
Exons: 12
Coding region: 667-2031 (454 amino acids)
Biological process (GO): intracellular monoatomic cation homeostasis
Cellular component (GO): mitochondrial inner membrane
Molecular function (GO): ribosome binding
Source: RefSeq, a predicted model, not a curated record